CGCAUUAGCAGCAAAGGACGCAUGAGCUCACCGCCCCUCAGAGGUCCACCGAGUGCCAUUGGUCAAAUGCACACGUAAUAGCCAGUCAAAGUGAACAAAAUACCUCGCGAAGACGGUCUGACCCACUGACAGCGGCGACCCUGCUGUAGUGGACUGACGCCGAGGCGAAAAAGUCUCUCAUUCAUCCGGUGUGAUCGCGGCCUUACGAUGGAUCAGACACGGAACCGUGAGCUGCUGAGCUUGACAGCCAUACUGACAACUGCUGCAUGCGGACUGGGAGCGCUGGUCGUACUGGUCAAGAAGUUCAGCUUGAACCAAGGGGAGAAUAAAAUCGUGAGAGCAAGACAACGACGGGCUGUGAGCCUGAAGGCGGCAGAGGAGGCUGUGCUCAAGUACAGAGAGGCGCAUCCGGGAACAGACGCUCCUGCCAUCCUUUCCCUCUCCUUAAGUGAGCUGACCAAGUGCUUGAGGGAUGGGUCUCUGAGCCCUGAGGAUGUGUUUUACUCCUACAUGGAAAAGACCUUAGAUGUAAACAAAAGGCUUAACUGCUGCACAGGGAUUUUGCUGGAGAGUUUUGACCAGCUGAAAACUGUCGGCUCCAGUAAGGAAGGUCUCUUGUACGGGGUCCCCAUCAGCAUCAAGGAAAACAUUGAUUACAAGGGAUAUGACUCUACUUGUGGCGUGGUCUCGAGGCUGGAGCAGCCUGCCCCUGUGGACAGUGUGCUUGUUGAAGUCCUGAAGAGACAAGGGGCCAUUCCCUUUGUGAAGACCAAUAUCCCUCAGAGCAUGUUAAAUUACGACUGUGGCAACCCCAUCUACGGGCAGACUUUGCACCCCAGGAACCCGCAGAAGACCCCUGGAGGUUCGUCUGGUGGUGAGGGCGCUCUCAUUGCGACAGGAGGCUCUUUGCUUGGCUGUGGCACUGAUAUCGGGGGCAGCAUUCGAUUUCCUGCGUCCUUUUGUGGGAUUUGUGGGUUCAAACCCACCGCAGGCAGGCUGAGUUCAAAAGGAAUAUCAUCUAUCAGUCGGGGACAAAAAUCAGUGCUGGCGAGUGUGGGCCCCCUGGCCAGGGAUGUGGACAGCCUGGCUUUGUUUAUGCAGGCUGUGCUGUGUGACCACCUGUUCUCCCUGGACCCCACAGUUCCACCCAUACCUUUUAACUUAGAGAUCUACCAGAGCUCCAGGCCUCUGAGGAUUGGUUACUUUGAAGAUGAUAGCUACCAGCAGCCAUCUCCAAGCAUGAUCCGAAGUCUCAGAGAGGUCAAAGCGCUGUUGGAGAGAGCUGGGCACACUGUUGUGCCCUUCACUCUCCCUAGGAUCCGAUAUGCCCUGAUGGAGCUGACGUUAAAGGGUGUGCUAGCAGACGGAGGUGUCACCAUGCUCAACAGCUUGAAAGGAUGCCCUCUGGACCCGUGUCUCUCUUCGCAGAUUUUGCCUUACUACUUACCCAACCCUGUCAAGAAACUCCUCUCCUUCCUCCUCAAGCCCCUGUUUCCUCGAGGAGCUGCCAGCCUCAAUUCUCUGCGUGGAGUUGGGUCUGUUCCAGGUCUGUGGAAACAGCAUGCCAGUGUGGAGGAUUACAUCCAUGAGACUAUAGCGGAGUGGAGAAGGUGUGAGUUGGAUGUGCUGCUCUGCCCCAUGCUUGGACCAGCUUUCAAAGCGCUCUACCCUGGCAAGCUCACCUGUGCUACCUCCUACACCAUAAUCUAUAAUGCCCUCAACUUUCCUGCUGGUGCUGUACCGGUGGACACGGUGACAGCAGAGGACGAGGAGGAGCUCAAACACUAUGAGGGCAAAUUUAAAGAUUUUUGGGACAGGCUCUUCAAAGAGGCUGUGAGCGGAGCUGAGGGUUUGCCCACGGCUGUGCAGUGUGUCGCCCUGCCCUGGCAGGAUGAGCUCUGCCUGCGCUUCAUGAGGGAGGUGGAACAGCUGGUCAAGCAGAACCGAAAGUGAGAUGUGAAGAGCAAAUUGAGAGAAAAACAAAAAUUGCACCAACUAAAAUUAUGCAAAACGGUCAAAAUCUACCUUCAGAAGAAAUUCUAUUUUUAGAUACUGCAAAAUAACUAUUGAUUUUUUUUUUUUUUUUUUUUUUUUUGGAUGUUUGCCCACACUCCUUAUUAUAUUUUUUAAGUGUGUAAAUUGAUGCAGUCGUACAUUGGACUAAUUGUUAUGCCUAUAUAGUGACCAUAUCCAAUCACUGGAACCAUGUUCCAGUGAUUGCUGCCUCUCCUACAAAGGUUAUGUUUUUGCUUCAGGUAGUUUGUCCUUCUGUCUCUCAGCAGGAAUCUCAGAAACUCAUGAAAUGCUCAAUGUAUCUCCAGUAAGUUUGGUGGACAGAUGGUGGCACACCCCACCCAACUUUUUACACCGUAGGGUUAUACAUAUUUCAGCUCAACUUGAAACAGUAAAGUUUUCUCAGUGGUAAGCGAGCGACUGCUGAUGUUUUACAGUUCAGCACUGUUAUAUUUAACUGAUUGUCAAUUAAGAAGCAUUUAAUUUAACUGGAGAAUAAUAUACACUCACCAGCCACUUUAUAAGAUCCACCUUGCUAGAACCAGGUUGGACCCCCUUUGUCUUCAGGACUUCCUUAAUUGUUGGUGGUAUAGAUUCAGUAAGGUCCUGGAAACACUCCUCACAGAUUUUGGUCCAUACUGACAUGACAGCAUUAUGCAGUUGCUGCAGAUUUGUUGGCUGCACAUCCAUGAUGCCAAUUUCCUGUUCCACCACAUCCCAAAGGUGCUUGAGAUCUGGUGACAGCAGAGGCCAUUUGAGUACAAUGAACUCACUGUCAUGUUCAAGAAACCAGUUUUAGAUGAUCUGAGCUUUGUGCCAUGGUGCGUUAUCCUGCUGGAAAAAGCCAUCAGGAGAUGGGACACUUUGGUUAUCAAGGGAUGAACCUGGUCAGCAACAACACUCAGGGAGGCCAUGGUGUUUAAAUGAUGCUCAGUUGGUACUAAGAAAGUCUCUCCCACACCAUGACACCGCCAGCAGCCUGAACCAUUGAUUCAGUGCAGGAUGGAUCCAUGCUUUCAUUCUGUUUACACCAACUUCUGACCUUACCAUUCGAAUGUCGCAGCAGAAAUGGAGACAUUUUUCCAAUCUUCUAUUUUCCAGUUUUGGUGAGCCCUUGAAUUGUAGCCUCAGGUUCCUGUUCUUAGCUGACAGGUGUGGUACACAGUGUGGUCUUCUGCUGCUGUAGCCCAUCUGCUUCAAGGUCUAAUGUGCUGUGCGUUCAGAGAUGCUCUUCUGGACACCUAAGUUGGAACAAGUCAGCUCGACCCAGUCUGGCCAUUCUCCUCUGACCUCUGGCAUCAACAAGGCAUUUUCACCCAGAGAACUGUCACUCACUGGAUAUUUUCUCUUUUUCAAACCAUUCUCUGUAAAACCCACAGAUGGUUGUGUAUGAAGAAAAUGUUAUAUCAGCAGUUUCUGAAAUACUCAGACCAACAACCAUGCCAUGUUUUAAGUCUUAAAUCACCUUUCUUCCCCAUCCUGAUCAGCUCAGUUUGAACUUCAGCAGAUCGUCUUGACCAUGUCUGCAUGCCUAAAUGCACUGAGUUGAUGGUUAGAUAUUUGUGUUAGCAAAUAGUUGAACAGGUGUACCUAAUAAAAUGGCUGGUGAAUAUAUAUUUAAUAUGCAAAAAAUGUAUAAUUUUAAGAAAAUAACAGGUGACAUUUUUUGUUUUCCUUUAAUAAACUUUUGAUACAUUUGAACAUAAAACAAUGUUAAAUCUCAACAUUUCUGUAAGUUUACAAGUUAAAUACGCCAGCAAUAUCCAUGAGGAUAAUUAUCAUAAAUGGGUCUUUUUGUUAGUGGAUGUGAAAGCCAGAAUAAUUACACAUCUGCUUGUUUUGGUUUGAUAGCUCUGGCACUGCUGUAGUAUUUCAGCCAGUGUAGCAGGAACGGUUGCAGCUACACACUUUAGAGCAAGGGUUCUCUAACUAUGGGUCCUGACCCACUGGCGUGUCCCUGUGUGGGGACAGGUGGAUCCGGGGAUUCUGCAUAAAUGUGUUUUCUCAGUAACUGCAGUGCAAUGCUGUGAAAGGGACAAUGACCAGAGAGUGGUAACAGCCUUUUUAUCUAUCUAACAACAUUUAAAGGUACAAACUUUUUAAAACCUGAUGCACUGCCUAAAACAAUACAAAUCAUACACUCCAUAAAUGAAAAAGGUACCACAUGAGAAGUGUAAUAAAUUGUUAAUUGCAGUUUUGGAGCCUGUUUUGAAAUAUUUUUAGGCUUAAAACUUAAAAUUUUGAUGUUGAUGUUUUUCAGUUGUACAAAUUUAAAUGAUAUUUAAUGGUCAGCAAAUAAUACAUUUUGUUUGUUUGUUCAUAUGGAAUGUAAUAACAUCACAUUUACCCACAAAAACAGAUAAACGCCAUUCCUGUUGUCCAUUAAGUUUUGCAUCCUUUCUCAAUCCAAAAAACAUUUCCUAUAAACAUGGUUUAUAAAAAUGAGUGUAAUUGGAGAUGUGUUGCAAAUAAACUUUUAAAAUAUUGAAGGAUUGUUUGGAUUCAAU
Molecule: messenger RNA, 4520 nt
Organism: Myripristis murdjan (pinecone soldierfish)
Lineage: Eukaryota; Metazoa; Chordata; Actinopteri; Holocentriformes; Holocentridae
Gene: faah
Product: fatty acid amide hydrolase
Exons: 15
Coding region: 208-1953 (581 amino acids)
Biological process (GO): fatty acid catabolic process
Molecular function (GO): fatty acid amide hydrolase activity; amidase activity
Source: RefSeq, a predicted model, not a curated record